Molecule: messenger RNA, 3261 nt
Organism: Lepus europaeus (European hare)
Lineage: Eukaryota; Metazoa; Chordata; Mammalia; Lagomorpha; Leporidae
Gene: CTPS2
Product: CTP synthase 2
Exons: 19
Coding region: 512-2272 (586 amino acids)
Biological process (GO): CTP biosynthetic process; pyrimidine nucleobase biosynthetic process
Cellular component (GO): cytoophidium; cytoplasm
Molecular function (GO): CTP synthase activity; identical protein binding
Source: RefSeq, a predicted model, not a curated record
CAGAACGGGACUCUGCUGGCCUGGGGGCCGGCGCGGGUGGGGGAGUCGCGGAGUGCAGCAGCGCACCCCAAGAGCCUUUGCAAAGUGAGCCAGAGGAGGGAGGCGCAGUGUCUGGGCCGAGAGCGCGGCCUGGGGCCCAGGGCGUCCUGAGCGGAGGGUGACGGGAGCUGCCCGUGCCCGAGGAGUCACUUUUUAGCGCUUGUUUGGGCGCACUGCACUCACCCGCCGCACAGCUCCUGCUCGCCAGCGUGAGUCAGCUGGGCCCGCAGCGAGGCGGACCGGGGAAGGUAGGCGGGGAGCGCGCCGCGCCUCCCGAGGCCCGCGCGGUCGGCGGGAAGGAGCCCGGGGCGACUCCGCACAGCCCCAGCGGUGGCCCCCUCCCCAGCCAGACAGGUGAGCGCCUGGCCGGCCGCGGGGCGGAGCCUGACGUCCCCAGAAGCCAUCCUGCACCGCGCCUCCACCAACGCACAGGUUUAUAUCUGGGUGUUGACACCUAGCCACUUCUCUGCCAAUGAAGUACAUCCUGGUCACUGGUGGGGUCAUCUCUGGCAUUGGUAAAGGGAUCAUUGCCAGCAGCAUUGGGAUGAUUCUAAAAUCAUGUGGACUCCGAGUCACUGCUAUCAAGAUUGACCCUUAUAUUAACAUUGAUGCGGGUACUUUUUCACCGUAUGAACAUGGUGAAGUGUUUGUCUUGAACGAUGGUGGGGAAGUUGAUUUAGACCUUGGGAAUUAUGAAAGAUUCUUGGAUAUUAACCUGUAUAAAGACAACAACAUCACCACUGGGAAGAUCUAUCAGCAUGUGAUCAAUAAAGAGAGGCGUGGUGACUACCUGGGGAAAACAGUGCAAGUUGUUCCGCACAUUACGGAUGCUGUCCAGGAAUGGGUUAUGAAUCAAGCCAAGGUGCCUGUGGACGGUCAUAAGGAAGAGCCCCAGAUAUGUGUUAUUGAGCUGGGAGGUACCAUUGGAGACAUUGAAGGAAUGCCAUUUGUGGAAGCAUUCAGACAAUUCCAGUUUAAAGCAAAAAGAGAGAAUUUCUGUAAUAUCCAUGUUAGCCUUGUCCCUCAGCCCAGUGCUACUGGAGAACAAAAAACCAAACCCACCCAGAACAGUGUCCGCGCACUGAGGGGGUUAGGCCUGUCUCCGGAUCUGAUCGUCUGCCGAAGUUCAACGCCCAUUGAGAUGCCAGUAAAGGAGAAGAUUUCUAUGUUUUGUCACGUGAAGCCCGAACAGGUCAUCUGCAUCCAUGAUGUUUCUUCUACAUACCGAGUGCCUGUGCUUCUGGAGGGACAAGGCAUUGUCAAAUAUUUUAAAGAGAGAUUGAACCUGCCCAUUGGAGAUUCUGCAAGUCAUUUGCUUUUCAAAUGGAGAAAUAUGGCUGACAGAUAUGAACGGUUACAGAAAACGUGCUCCAUAGCUCUGGUUGGCAAAUACACUAAGCUCAGGGAUUGCUAUGCCUCUGUGUUCAAAGCCCUGGAGCAUUCAGCCUUGGCCAUCAACCACAAGCUGAAUCUGAUGUACAUAGACUCCCUCGACCUGGAGCAGAUCACCAAAACGGAAGACCCAGUGAAAUUCCAUGAAGCUUGGCAGAAGCUGUGCAAAGCUGAUGGUAUUCUUGUGCCCGGGGGCUUCGGAAUCAGAGGAACAUUGGGAAAACUCCAGGCAAUUUCUUGGGCAAGGGCAAAGAAGAUUCCUUUUCUGGGAAUUUGCCUUGGGAUGCAACUAGCAGUGAUAGAGUUUGCAAGGAACUGCCUUAACUUGAAAGAUGCUGACUCCACAGAAUUUGAACCAAAUGCCGCUGUUCCUCUGGUGAUUGAUAUGCCGGAACACAACCCGGGAGAUCUGGGAGGAACGAUGAGGCUGGGAAUCAGAAGAACUGUCUUCAGAACUGAAAAUUCAAUAUUGAGAAAACUUUACGGUGAUGUUCCUUUUAUAGAAGAAAGACACAGACAUCGGUAUGAGGUGAACCCUAACCUGAUCAGCCAAUUUGAGCAGAAAGGCUUCAAUUUUGUAGGUCAGGAUGUUGAUGGGGAGAGAAUGGAAAUCAUUGAACUGGCAAAUCAUCCCUAUUUUGUUGGUGUCCAAUUCCAUCCUGAGUUUUCUUCUAGGCCGAUGAAGCCUUCCCCUCCAUACCUGGGGCUAUUACUUGCGGCAACUGGGAACCUGAAUGCCUACCUGCAACAGGGAUGCAAACUGUCCUCCAGUGACAGAUACAGUGAUGCCAGCGAUGACAGCUUUUCAGAGCCGAGGACAGCAGACUUGGAAAUGAGCUGAAAUGGGUGUGUGACUCAGAAGAAUGGCGGCUCCCUGAGCAGGUAAGCUGCUGAAGUAACUGCAGUCAAGACGAAAGAACUAUGUGAAGAAAUCAUGACACUGUUACAGACUCCGUGUGAUCUGCACCAGCCUUGGGAUGUAGAGUCUCGAAGGGAAUCUAAUAACACAUACGUCCAGGAGCCAGAGCCAAAGGGGUACUUUUCUUUUCCCUCCAGAGGCAGUCUUUGGUCGUCACAAAUUUCUGCAACCAAUUAAAUUUUCCCCAACAACCUCACGGGGGAGAAAGUGUGUUUGUAUUUUGUGCAGGCUGUCAUGAUGUCGAGAUGAUGAGCAGGGGUCCCGGUAACUGGGCCUUUGCCACACUGAAUGGGGCGAGUGGCAGAGUACGUGGCUGGGACAAAUUUUGAGUCAAAAACGAGUCUUUCUGUUACCUGGAAUUCAACCACAGAUUUGUGUGUGGCCCAUGGUUUUUCCAGUUUCUCACCCUGUUUAUUUCUUGUUAAACAGAAAACUUAGCAGGUCCAAGAAUGUGGGGUAGUAAAUAAGGGCCUUCACCUCAGGCAUACAAUUUAAGGAGGUUUUAAAAAAAACUCAGGAAUCAGGAUCAAUAAUAUAUCUGUUUUUCUUUGGAGGUGAAAUUCACGUAACAUCUUCUAACCAUUUUAAAGUUCAGUGGCAUUCAAUGAUGCUGUACAAGCACCACCGUUACCUAGUUCCCAGACAUUCUCAGCGCUGCGAAAUAAAGCCCUGUACCUAUUAGUUGUUAUUCCCCGUUCCUUUAUCCUUUGGUAACCACCAAUCUCCUUUCCAUUUCUAUGAAUUUUCCUAUUCUGAAUAUUUCAUAUACAUGGAAUCAUACAAUAUGUGUGCCCUUUUGUUUUCUGGUUUCUUUCAUGUGGCGUAAUGUUGUCAAGGUUCAUCCUUGUUGUAGCAUGUAUCAGAACUUCAUUCCUUUUUAUGACUGAAUAAAAUUCCAUUGUAUGUAUCUA